Aricia agestis (brown argus) is the source of this 1192-nucleotide messenger RNA. RefSeq lists its product as uncharacterized. Gene Ontology annotation, molecular function: odorant binding; olfactory receptor activity. Lineage: Eukaryota; Metazoa; Arthropoda; Insecta; Lepidoptera; Lycaenidae. The record is from RefSeq and is a predicted model, not a curated record. The transcript has 5 exons. Gene Ontology annotation, cellular component: plasma membrane. Gene Ontology annotation, biological process: sensory perception of smell; detection of chemical stimulus involved in sensory perception of smell. Bases 1 to 1164 code for a protein of 387 amino acids.
AUGAAACGUUUUUGCGACAGAUUUUUAUUAAAGUAUUCAAAAACCGUCGAUAUUAGGACGGAGUUCGAUGACGUCACGGCCGCGGCUUUGAUGUACCAGGGGCUCUUCGGUCAACAGGUCCUUGACCCCGAGUGGACAUGGAGGAAGCACUUCGUCCACCAAUUACUCAAUCUGUGUCUAUUCGUGUACGUGUUCUUCGGCACGCUAGAGUGCCUGAACACGACGACCGAUAUAGAGCUCAUCGCUGAGGCUUUUUACACGCUGAUAUUGAUCGUAUUUUUCCCAAUCAAGAUGCUGCUAUUCAUCAAAAACAGAUUCGUUUUCAGAAAACUGUAUGCCACAGCCAAGCUUACGCUUAUGGAGGUGAUCAAAGCGGACCCUGACUCCGACGUCAGUGACGUACUGAAAACCAUCAAGAGAAUGGUCUAUUUUCUAUUCUCGACAUUCCUGAUCCCGUGCUUUUUAUACGAGUUGACGGCUCUUUGGAACUACGUCGGGGGUCAUCGAACUCUGCUCUCUAGAUCCACGGAGACGUUGAUGCCUAUGACGUCACCGUACUACGAGGUGGCGUGGUUCCUCCACACGAUAUUCCUGUUCGAGAUAUCGUCCACGAUGAUUCUGGACCUGUGGUUCGUUCUGCUCAUAUUCGUGUUCUACAAGUCUGUUGACGCCCUAAUCAAUAUUCUGGGAAAUGAGAAGGAAAUGUAUCGCGAAAGAUUGGGGGAGAAAUUGAAAAAGUUUUAUGCGGUUCAUGUGCUACAAGUCGAGUACAUGAACACCCUAACCAGUAUGUACAAGUGGCUGGCCUUCGUGCCGCUCUGUAACGCUGCGAUGGGCAUGUGCGUCAUAUUGCUUCUGAUGAGCAAUGAAUUAAAUUGGAAAUUCGCCCCGCACAUGCUGCCGAUGUUCGCAGAAAUAUUUGCGUACAAUUGGUUCGGCGAGCAGAUUAAAACAAAGGCACAUCAGUUACAAGACUGCUUAAUGAAUUUUGACUGGAUACAUUUAAAGGAGGCGGAUCGUCGUUCCUACUAUAUAAUGAUGACUUAUAUGAACAAGGAGUUUGGUAUUCGAACCGCUAUCGGGAGUCUGUCUCUAGUGACUAUGACAACGGUUUUGAAGUUAAGUUACCAAACGUUUACAGUUCUACGCACCUACAACAGUUAGACAAGACAAAAACAUAAAGCAAAAGCAG